Molecule: messenger RNA, 549 nt
Organism: Menidia menidia (Atlantic silverside)
Lineage: Eukaryota; Metazoa; Chordata; Actinopteri; Atheriniformes; Atherinopsidae
Source: the annotation of a GenBank genome assembly
CUGUCCUUUUUAGAAACUGUAAGAACAGCUCCUCCACAGGGACAGCCUCUACCUCCAGAUUAUGGUCCGCCACCCUAUGAGGGCCCCCAGCCUGGAUUUCUACCCCCACAUGUUCCUGGAGAAGGACCCAUGCCCAUGCCCAUGCCCCCUCCAAUUCAAGGUGGCCCUUACCCACCACCACCUGGUCACUUUGCUUACCCAAUGCCAGGACAGAUGGGUCCCGGUCCCAGUCACUUUGUCCACAUGGGGGGUCACACAGCGACCGUCCUGGCUCCCCCCGGUGCAGCCACCACGGUGACAGUACUACAGGGGGAGAUGUUCCAGACUUCACCGGUGCAGACUGUGUGUCCACACUGCCAGCAGGCAAUCGUCACCCGCAUCUCCCACGAUGUCGGCCUCAUGAACACACUCUUCUGUCUCUUCUGCUUCUUUGUAGGGUGUGAUCUGGGCUGCUGCUUGAUUCCCUGCCUGAUCGAUGACCUCAAGGAUGUGACACAUACUUGCCCAAACUGUAAGGGCUAUAUUUACACAUACAAACGUAUAUGCUAA